Messenger RNA from Pseudovirgaria hyperparasitica, 522 nucleotides. RefSeq lists its product as uncharacterized. The record is from RefSeq and is a predicted model, not a curated record. The coding region runs from base 1 to 522 and encodes 173 amino acids. Lineage: Eukaryota; Fungi; Ascomycota; Dothideomycetes; Acrospermales; Acrospermaceae. The transcript has a single exon.
AUGACGAGCAACAGGCCAUUCAUGGCCAACUUCUUCGCCGCCUUCAGGGCACAAUCAGUCAUACAAAAGACGGCAACGUCCAGUACCAACGCUUCUGCAAAUGUCUCAGCAUCCACAUACACUCACGCAGCCUCACUACACACGUCAUCGAACUCUCCCUCUCCAAACGCAUCCUCAAACCCACGACCGAUACAUGGCAAGAAUGGUAACCAAAGUUCGGGCGCCACAACCGCAGCCGUACAAGCGGCAGGUCAGUUCCGACCAACAAGAGAACACGGCCCUUCUCCAUAUUCACCAACAUCAAAUUCGCCAGCAUCUACGGGUUUCCCACUCAAGAGCUCAGCAAACAAACCACGGCGAGGAUCGGAUAGCUCCUCUGAGGGUUUCCGGGAGACGAUGGGGGCAGACAAAUGGUACAUAGGUGGACGAACGGCCAACGGAGAAGAGAAAUUCUAUCGUUUGGGGAUGGUCAAGAAAAACAGGAGCAUAGACCGGCUAAGCAUUGACAGGCUGAGCAUAUGA